AUGGACUCUUUCAAUUUGUUUCAUUCACGCAAUUUCAAGUUUCUUCUUUCUUUUUCUCUUUUCUGUCUUCUCUUUUCUCUACUUUUUCAGUCCUUAAACCCAUUCCUAAUGCAAUACUACUAUAUCUUCUACACCAUUGACAAGUGUUACGUGUUUCUUCUAUCCAAUACCCUUCUUGCUUUCAUUGCAUUAUGUUCUACUAUAUUCAAUACUUCUUCAUCAAACACUCAUGACAGCGACAAGAGUAACCGCUUCGAGUUUUACAUAUCAGAACCACAAGUUACAGAAUCAAUUGAUAGUUAUAACAUUUUGGAAACUGAAGCACCAAAAGAAAAUGAGGAAGAAAAGAGUUGGAUGAUAGUGGAACAAGAAAACGUCAUUUCAGAAGCUGAAGAAGCUGAAGAAGAAGAAGAAGAAAAUGCUGUUAUGAUAAUUGAUGAAGAUGAGACAGAUGAAUUGAACAAGAAAUGUGAAGAUUUUAUAAAAAAGAUGAAAGCUACGUUCUGUUCAGACUCAUAUGUUGAGAAGAGUCAUUAUUUUAAUAAUCAUCACAAUCAGAAUUCACUUGUGCUUGUUAAUUAG
Lathyrus sativus (Indian pea) is the source of this 582-nucleotide messenger RNA. The record is from the annotation of a GenBank genome assembly. NCBI's taxonomy places the organism in Eukaryota, Viridiplantae, Streptophyta, Magnoliopsida, Fabales, Fabaceae.